Molecule: messenger RNA, 588 nt
Organism: Cajanus cajan (pigeon pea)
Lineage: Eukaryota; Viridiplantae; Streptophyta; Magnoliopsida; Fabales; Fabaceae
Source: RefSeq, a predicted model, not a curated record
UUCUAGCAUUGGUGAGCUAUUUGUUCAACAUAAUAUGAUCAUAACAUAUGCCUCUGUUUUGAAACAGAAACAAACAACAACUUGCUCGCGGUUAUAUUGGCUAUUGAAUCUACUUCAGGUCCCCAUAGCUGUAGGAAUGAGUUCAUAUGAGGCUGUGCGUCUAUACAAAGGGAAGAGAAUCAUAGCAUCAAUGGGAGAUCAACAAACACAUUGGAGAGUGUUGCCUUUAAUUCUAUUUUGUGCUUGUGGCACACUUGCUGGCAUGAUUGCUGGUUUGCUAGGCCUUGGUGGAGGAUUCAUUUUGAGCAUAGUAGUCAAUCCCGGAUAGCGGCGCGGAGCGGCCGACCCUAAAACUGGGAUAGCGGGAUGACGCGGAGCGGGAUAACCGCUAUUUAAAUAUUAAUUUAUAUAUAUUAAAUAAUUAAUAAUAUAUAUAUAAAAGCUAAAAAAACAAAAAAAUAACUCUAAAUUCAUGCAUUAAACAUUUUUAAUAAUUAAAAGUUCAUAGUACUCAAACAAUACAUAAUAUAAAAUGUCUCCAAAACAAAGUGUUAAAGCUCUAAGUAAGUAAAAAAUUAAACAUUAUAA